AUGCCCGGGGCGGGUGCCGAGGGGUCGGUCCUCACGUCCAGGUCCCCCAGCAGCACUGAACUCAUCCUCGUGGCUGGGAUUCCCACAGAUCGCUAUGGCGAGAGGCCGGGGGAGGUGGCGGAUGGUGGCCGGAGGGCGGUGGCAGCAGCGAGGAGGAGCAAAGCCCAGGAGUCCAGCGAGGAGGAGCCGACGACUGACGGGCAGGACUUGGACAGCUGGUUUUCCAGAAGCCAACAGCCCAACCGAGCAACCACCCACCCCAAACUCAACCUGACCAGGCAGGCUUUGCCCUGGAAUGAGCAGUACAAAGGGAAGGCCAACCUGCAUGUCUUUGAAGACUGGUGUGGAGGAGCUGUGAGGCACCUGAGGAAGAACCUCCAUUUUCCACUCUUUCCCCCCACCCGCACCACGGUGAAGAAGUUGGCUGUGUCCCCCAGGUGGAAGAACUAUGGGCUCAGGAUUUUUGGCUACAUCCACCCCUUCAAAGAUGGGGAUUUCCAGUUCUCGGUGGCAUCGGACGACAACUCCGAGUUCUGGCUCAGCUCCGACGACAGCCCCUCCAACUCCCGCCUGGCGGCCUCCGUGGGCAAGCUGGGCACUGAGUGGACGGCGCCAGGAGAGUUCACCAAGUUCAGCUCACAGGUCUCCAAGCCUCUACGCCUCAUGUCCUCCAGGCGCUACUACUUCGAGCUGCUCCACAAACAAGACGACAGAGGUUCAGACCACGUGGAAGUUGGUUGGCGCGUUUUUCUCCCCAGCUUGAAGUUCGAAGUAAUUGACUCUUCCUACAUCUCCCUGUACACAGACGAAUCCUCCCUGAAGAUGAACCACGUGGAGCACAUCCCACAGACCUUGGCCAGCCACAGAGGGAGCUACCUCUGGGAGGCUCAGCGAGAUGAGCAUGGGGCUGACAUGCUGAAGUCUGACCCCAGGGACACCUUCUUCCUCACCCCUGCCAUCGAGGCCUCACGAGUGGAGAACGUGCUGGUGCCCUGUGCCUACAGCCCCACCUACGUGGUGAAGGACUUCCCCAUCGCCCGCUACCAGGGCCUGCAGUUUGUCUACCUCUCUUUCGUGUACCCCAACGACUUCACACGCCUCACUCACAUGGAGACAGAGAACAAGUGCUUCUACAGGGAGUCCCCCCUCUACCUGGAGAAGUUUGGGUUUUAUAAGUACAUGAAGAUGGAUGAGGAGGAGGAGGAUCCGCGCCAACGCGCCUUUCUGUUCCUCAGCCCAGACAAUUUCCUAGAGGAUGAGGAUGAGGAGGAGGAAGGAGUGGACAGCCCUGAGCCCACAGACCCACCUCCCGCAGCCAAGGAGAAGAGCUUUGGGCCAGUACCUGGAGCCAAAGGGAAAGGGACCCGGCCGGUCACCGGGGGUUAUGGAGAUGACCUGGACUACUACAGCUUUGGCCGCAGGCAGGGCCGGGGUCCCAGAGAGGGUGAGGAGGAUGAACUGGGGCUGCUGGCAUCUACAAAGCGUGCUGGGGCUCUGAGCCUUCAACCCCGCCUCUCUGUCCCCGUCUUUGGUGACAAAGCCAAAACGCCGGGUGCCAGCAAGCCUGCCAUGCCUAAGGAGGACAAAAAGCCCCCCAAAGCCCAGGAGAAGGUCUACGUGACCAGGCUGCAGCCGGGUAAACGCAAAGCCCCGGCCCAGGAGCCGGUCUUCCCUGGCAUCUUCCUGUACCCAAAGCCACUCAAGAGAGUCCACCUUCGCUCCAGGACCCCCCAGAAACAUCCCCCCUCCUCCAGCAAGCUCCAUGCCAUCCCUGGCCGCCGGACCCCCUGGCUCUUGAGCAACAUCUCCAAGGAGAGGAGCCCUGCCCGGCACAAGGGUACCCGUGCGGGUGGCAGGAGGUGGGAAGGGCCGUCCCAGCUGGGAACUGAGCGGCGGGCACUGCCCGGCCUCCUGGCCCUGGGGACCGAAGGGCUGUUCCUCAGGGACACCCAUGAGGACACGACUCGUGCCCCGGGCAGGACAGUGGCCACCACCAAUUACAGCUCCUCCGAGGCGACACGGAGGACGUUCAGCGUCAGCUCGGUGGACUUCGAGCUCCUGCGCUCCGACUGGAACGACCUGCGCUGCAACGUGUCGGGCAACCUGCAGCUGAGCGAGGGCGAGGUGGUGGACGUGGUGGCACAGUACAUGGAGAAGCUCAACGAGAAGAACGGAGGCAUCUACACCCUCCUGAGGAUCAUCAACGUGGAGAAGCGCCGGGACACGGCGCGGGGGAACCGCUACCUGCUGGAGCUGGAGCUGGCGGAGCGGGGCCGGCGCACCGUGCGGCUCUCCCAGUACGUCUACGUCCUCCUGCACCAGGGCAAGCAGGACGACACUGAGCGGCGGGCACUGCCCGGCCUCCUGGCCCUGGGGACCGAAGGGCUGUUCCUCAGGGACACCCAUGAGGACACGACUCGUGCCCCGGGCAGGACAGUGGCCACCACCAAUUACAGCUCCUCCGAGGCGACACGGGUGACAUCCUUUCUGAAGAUGUCAGAAACGACGACGUCCCAACAGGAGGAGGGAAAGGGCCAGGAGGAAGAGGAGGAGGAGGAGGAAGAGGUGUCGGACUACAGCUACGAGGCCGGGGAGCUGCAGCAGAGCUGGCUCGAGGACUCCAUCAACUGGCAGAGGACGUUCAGCGUCAGCUCGGUGGACUUCGAGCUCCUGCGCUCCGACUGGAACGACCUGCGCUGCAACGUGUCGGGCAACCUGCAGCUGAGCGAGGGCGAGGUGGUGGACGUGGUGGCACAGUACAUGGAGAAGCUCAACGAGAAGAACGGAGGCAUCUACACCCUCCUGAGGAUCAUCAACGUGGAGAAGCGCCGGGACACGGCGCGGGGGAACCGCUACCUGCUGGAGCUGGAGCUGGCGGAGCGGGGCCGGCGCACCGUGCGGCUCUCCCAGUACGUCUACGUCCUCCUGCACCAGGGCAAGCAGGACGACAAGGAGGAGGAGGAGGAAGAGGUGUCGGACUACAGCUACGAGGCCGGGGAGCUGCAGCAGAGCUGGCUCGAGGACUCCAUCAACUGGCAGAGGACGUUCAGCGUCAGCUCGGUGGACUUCGAGCUCCUGCGCUCCGACUGGAACGACCUGCGCUGCAACGUGUCGGGCAACCUGCAGCUGAGCGAGGGCGAGGUGGUGGACGUGGUGGCACAGUACAUGGAGAAGCUCAACGAGAAGAACGGAGGCAUCUACACCCUCCUGAGGAUCAUCAACGUGGAGAAGCGCCGGGACACGGCGCGGGGGAACCGCUACCUGCUGGAGCUGGAGCUGGCGGAGCGGGGCCGGCGCACCGUGCGGCUCUCCCAGUACGUCUACGUCCUCCUGCACCAGGGCAAGCAGGACGACAGUGCCGAGGCCAACCCCGAAGGACCAGCCCUGGGGGCCACCGAGCCCCAGCCCAGCACCUGGAGCCUCCUCUAUGGAAAAUCUGUCCUGUGCCAGCCCCUGCAGCUCAGCUGGAGGCAGGACGUCAUGGUGCACUUCGUGGUACCCGUGAAGAACCAAGCCCGCUGGGUCCAGCAGUUCAUCUCGGACAUGGCCCACCUGUACGAGGCUACGAAGGACGCCAACUUCAAUGUCAUCCUGGUGGACUUUGACAGUGAUGACAUGGAUGUCGAGAAAGCCCUUCGGGAUGCCCGAUUGCCCCGCUACCAGUACCUGCAGCGCACGGGGAACUUUGAGCGCUCAGCUGGGCUGCAGGCUGGUGUGGACGCGGUGGAGGAUGGGCACAGCAUCAUGUUCCUCUGUGACCUGCACAUCCAUUUCCCCAACAACAUCCUGGACAGCAUCCAAAAUCACUGCGUGGAGGGCAAGCUGGCCUACGCGCCCAUCGUCAUGCGGCUGGGCUGCGGCAGCUCCCCGCGGGAGCCCAACGGCUACUGGGAGGUGAAUGGCUUCGGCCUCUUCGGCAUCUACAAGUCGGACUUUGACCGUGUGGGAGGGAUGAACACGGAGGAGUUCCGAGACCGCUGGGGCGGGGAGGACUGGGAGCUGCUGGACAGGGUCCUGCAGAGCGGGCUGGAGGUGGAGCGCUUGCGUCUCAGGAACUUCUACCAUUACUACCACUCCAAGCGUGGCAUGUGGAACGCCCGCAGCAAGAAGCCCCCCAAGGACUAA
This is a messenger RNA of Chaetura pelagica (chimney swift), 4125 nucleotides long. RefSeq names its product beta-1,4-N-acetyl-galactosaminyl transferase 4 (gene B4GALNT4). Bases 1 to 4125 code for a protein of 1374 amino acids. Gene Ontology annotation, cellular component: Golgi cisterna membrane. Gene Ontology annotation, molecular function: acetylgalactosaminyltransferase activity. The record is from RefSeq and is a predicted model, not a curated record. The transcript has 26 exons. Lineage: Eukaryota; Metazoa; Chordata; Aves; Apodiformes; Apodidae.